Adineta ricciae is the source of this 630-nucleotide messenger RNA. The record is from the annotation of a GenBank genome assembly. Lineage: Eukaryota; Metazoa; Rotifera; Eurotatoria; Adinetida; Adinetidae.
AUGAACAAUAAACGAAAGGUUUUACACAAGUACUCGAUAUUAACAUUGUAUGUUCGUGUUUACUUGUUUAUUUUUUCCACCUAUCGUCGUUCGUCCAUUGAUUCCUUCACUCGUUUGAAUUCCAAGUUUUUCUCGUAUUAUUUUUCAAUAUCUCCAUACGACAUGUCGUCACCAUUGAUUCAACCAGAAAAAUUUCAACAUAUUCUUCGUGUACUCAACACGAACAUAGAUGGUCGUCGCAAAGUUGGUUAUGCUUUAACAGCUAUCAAAGGUGUUGGUCGUCGUUUUGCUCAUGUUGUUAUACGUAAGGCCGAUGUCGAUGCAACCAAACGUGCUGGUGAAUUAACUGAAGAAGAAGUCGAACGCGUCAUCACCAUUAUUGGUAAUCCAAGACAAUAUAAAAUCCCUGACUGGUUUCUCAAUCGUCAAAAAGAUAUCAAAGAUGGCAAAUAUUCACAAGUGACAUCCAACAAUCUUGAUACCAAAGUUCGUGACGAUUUAGAACGUAUGAAGAAGAUUCGUGUCCAUCGUGGUCUCCGUCACUAUUGGAACUUACGUGUACGUGGUCAACACACAAAAACAACCGGUCGACGUGGUCGUACUGUCGGUGUAUCGAAAAAGAAAGCUUAA